AUGUCGUUUCGAGUUUUGGCGACUGCGGAUAAGGCCAGGCGUGGGCUACUUCAUUUGCCGCACUCCAUGGUCGAGACGCCAGUUUUUAUGCCGGUCGGGACCCAGGGGACCAUGAAGGGUAUUUUGCCCGAUCAGCUGGUUGAUCUGGAUUGCCGAAUUUUGCUGUGCAACACCUAUCAUCUGGGGCAUCGGCCUGGCCAUGAAUUGGUGAGGAAAGCCGGUGGCGUACACAAAAUGAUGAACUGGCCACGGGGUAUUUUGACGGAUUCCGGAGGUUUCCAGAUGGUUUCCCUCUCGAAGCUAAUGACGGUCGACGAGGAAGGGGUAAACUUUGAGAGUCCACAUACCGCCGAGAUGAUGUUGUUGAGCCCCGAGCAGAGUAUAAAAAUUCAACAAUGCCUGGGUGCCGACAUUAUGAUGCAGUUGGACCAUGUCGUGCACGUCAACACUACCGGGCCCAUGGUCAAGGAGGCCAUGGAGCGUAGUAUACGUUGGCUGGAUCGGUGCAACGAGGCACAUACACGCGAUGACCAAGCUCUAUUUCCGAUCAUCCAAGGCGGGCUCGAUUUUGAGCUGCGCGCCGCCUGCGUCGAGGAGAUGGCCAAGCGAGCCAAGGUGGGCAUAGCGAUUGGCGGGCUGUCGGGCGGCGAGGACAAGACGCAUUUCUGGAAGGUGGUAGCGACCUGUUGUGAUUUGCUUCCGCCUCACUUGCCGCGCUACGUGAUGGGCGUCGGGCAUCCGAUCGACUUGAUCAUGUGCUCGUUGCUGGGGGCCGACAUGUUUGACUGCGUCUAUCCUACACGAACGGCUAGAUUCGGAACAGCCCUGGUGCGCCGUGGCGGCGAAUUGCGGUUGAACCAGAAAAAAUUCGCCAACGAUUUUCGCCCCAUCGACGACAGAUGUGACUGUACCACCUGCAAAAACUACACACGUGCCUAUCUGUACACGGUAUCACAGAAGGAGACGGUCGCAUGUCACCUCAUCUCGAUCCAUAACAUAAAGCACCAGCUGGACCUAAUGAAGGAUUGUCGCGAGAGCAUCUCGAACGGAACCGUCACCGAAUUCCUCAACACAUUUUUACGAGAACAAUUCGAAGGCCAGAAGGUCCCGGAAUGGGUUCACGAAGUUUGCGACUUUUUAGGCUACAAGAUUGAUGAU
Messenger RNA from Mesorhabditis spiculigera, 1158 nucleotides. The record is from the annotation of a GenBank genome assembly. NCBI's taxonomy places the organism in Eukaryota, Metazoa, Nematoda, Chromadorea, Rhabditida, Rhabditidae.